This is a messenger RNA of Camelina sativa (false flax), 910 nucleotides long. Lineage: Eukaryota; Viridiplantae; Streptophyta; Magnoliopsida; Brassicales; Brassicaceae. The record is from RefSeq and is a predicted model, not a curated record.
AAAGNGUCUUACUGUUCCCAGCUUGGCCUCUCAGAUUCAGACAAGGAGAAAGUAACACAUGUCAUAAGAUGGAUAAAUUACAUCCAGAACAAAGAAGAAUUGUCAACAUUAUUUGCUCCAAUUCCUGUGGAGUUAUCAGUGUUUGACUUCGAGGUAUCAAAAAGUGUUCCUAAGGUGGAAGCAAAUUCUAAUACCAAAAAAGCUACUGAAGGUGUAAAGCCUGUUGACAAGUCAGAAGCGCAGCCGAUCACAAAGAAAACUGAGCCUGAGGAACCAAAGAAAAAGGCUACAACAGAGAAGGAUGCCAAAAAAGAAAAGAAGAAACCCGCUGAAACAGAACCAGCUAAAAAAGACGCGGAGCUUAGUGUCAGUUUGCUUAAUAUCCAAGUCGGUCUAAUUCGCAAAGCAUGGAAGCACCCAUCAGCAGAUAGUUUGCUGGUUGAAGAAAUAGAUGUCGGGGAGGACAAAGUGAGGCAAGUAGUUAGUGGCUUAGCAAAGUUUUGCAAUCCCGAUGAUCUGGGGCUAAACCAGGAGAGCGUGUUUCAUUUGCAGGGAUUGAAGGAAAGCCAGAAGAUGUACUAAACCCGAAAAAGAAGCAACUAGAGAAGAUAACACCGGGUCUCUACACUGAUGAAAAUGGCGUAGCCACAUACAAAGGCAUACCUUUCAUGACCUCAGCUGGACCUUGCACUUCCAGCAUCCCCAAAGCAACCAUCAAGUAGUGAACUUUAUACUCCUUUCUCUUCUCUUGCCUUUUUCUUUGAUAUCACAAACUCAGUUGGAAAAAAAGAAGAUAUGUUUUGUCACAAUUCGAAUUAAUCUCUAACUUUGUUCUCAUUAACCUGUUUUGACUCUCUUUUUCCUUAUGAGCUUUCUGCUACUGGAUUUAGAUUUUACUUUCUCCUUUCAA